Racocetra persica is the source of this 356-nucleotide messenger RNA. Lineage: Eukaryota; Fungi; Glomeromycota; Glomeromycetes; Diversisporales; Gigasporaceae. The record is from the annotation of a GenBank genome assembly.
AAACCCUUGACUAUGACACUACAACUUAUGUACCUUAUAGAUACUUUAUUUUAAACUUGAUACUGGUAAUUUACACAUUCAUAUUUGAAAAAGAUAUCAUAUUCUUGGGUGAAAAAAAUACAUCAGAAAUGAAAGAACGUCUUACGAUUCACACAAAUACCAAAAAGUACUCUGAUAUUUAUAAUAUCACUUUUGAAUUUCAUGGAAGUAAUUCAUCAAGUAAAACAAAGCACAAAAUAGAGAAAUCCUUUGGUAAUUGGUUUGAUGUAAAUGGAUUAUUGAGUACAGAAAUAUUUGAGAGAGAAUUGGCCGAUGGACUGGAAUCUGUAAGGAGUGGAAAAUUACAUAUUCAAUAA